Messenger RNA from Orbilia oligospora ATCC 24927, 1245 nucleotides. RefSeq lists its product as uncharacterized. The record is from RefSeq and is a predicted model, not a curated record. Gene Ontology annotation, biological process: transcription initiation at RNA polymerase I promoter; nucleolar large rRNA transcription by RNA polymerase I. NCBI's taxonomy places the organism in Eukaryota, Fungi, Ascomycota, Orbiliomycetes, Orbiliales, Orbiliaceae. The coding region runs from base 1 to 1245 and encodes 414 amino acids. Gene Ontology annotation, molecular function: TBP-class protein binding; RNA polymerase I general transcription initiation factor activity; RNA polymerase I core promoter sequence-specific DNA binding. Gene Ontology annotation, cellular component: RNA polymerase I core factor complex. The transcript has a single exon.
AUGACUUCAAAGCCGGUCUUCUCCUAUCCAAUACCUCACUCCACCUUCAUUCCCCUAUCCUACGAAUCUGUCACCGCCUCUGGGCAAACCCGUAAACGAAAGAGGACCAAGAGUCUAGCCACGAACGCCAGCGAGAACAUAGAAGGAGAAGAAGAAGAAGGAGAAGAAGGAGAAGAGCAAGCACAAAACAAAGAGGAAGAGGAGGAAGGGCCAGUUUCAAAAGCUGGAAAUGAUGCUGGCUUACGUAGUCUCGCUACACCACGAGACCGGGUGCCGACGGCGGCCUCGUGGGCUCCGACCGGCGCACAUAAGCUACCACCCGCACUGACUACGAAUUCGGACAACACUGAUGAUGAGAUGCUCGACGGCGACGAUGAAGAUGCCGAUGAUGAUGAUGAUGACGACGACAUCAUCGACGGGAAACGUAAAAGGCUCGCCAGCAAUCUAGAGCAUCGCAUACGUAAUGCUGGGUAUGCAGACGACAUCAUGGAAAGGUUACCACCAACUCAGCCCACGUCACUACAAGCAAAGCAUCUGAGCAAUAUCAAUACCUUACUCCAUCUCUGCAUCCUCCGACGGGAUUGGGGGAGGGCGAAACGGGCAUUUAGGCUGUUGCUGUUGAGUGAUUCGGAGACGGAUGUCAAAAAUCUGCGACUCAAGACGAUCUGGAAGCUGGGGGUAGAAAUCCUCAGUUGGGAGUAUCAACGGCCGGUGGAUGUCGAUAGCCAGCACGAGACAGACGGUUCUGGUGAUACAAAUAGCUCUAAGAGGAGCUAUGCUAAGGCGGUUGAAUACAUGGACAGACUGGUGAUCAUGUAUCCUCACUACAAACACUAUGUUGUCGGAAAGGGCGUUAAUGCGACAACGAUCCUACCGAUCUUAAUGCACUUUGAGAUCCUGGCAUUACAUGAAAAACUCUCGACUGCCCUGAAGAGUGGCGAAUCAGGGGUAGUCUUGGAUGUUAUCUCAGGGAUCGAAGCACUUGUUGAAAGGUUGAAAACCUUGCAAGAAACCCCUCCCUGGGUUGAUAUGGGGGACUUGUGGAGACUUCGUGGUCAAUUGUAUACAUGGGCGGCUGAUUUGAGCCUGAUGCUCCUGAACGACCAGGAAGGACACAUCCGAUACAAAAUAGCUGGGCACAAGUUGUCCCAGAGAAUGAAGGAGAGGGGGCUACCAGGAUGGGAAGAAUAUUCAUCCGAACGCGACGAGGUUUUGAUUGAAGAUAAUGUCGAUAUCCAACUCUAA